Molecule: messenger RNA, 2464 nt
Organism: Phascolarctos cinereus (koala)
Lineage: Eukaryota; Metazoa; Chordata; Mammalia; Diprotodontia; Phascolarctidae
Gene: DPF2
Product: double PHD fingers 2
Biological process (GO): nervous system development
Cellular component (GO): nBAF complex
Source: RefSeq, a predicted model, not a curated record
GCGGGGGCGGGGGCGGGGAGCGCGCAGGAGCGCGCUCCCGGUUGGGCGCCUGCGCACUGCGGCCCCGGGGGCUCCCGGGCUGAGGGAGAGGAGGAGGGAAGAUGGCGGCCGUGGUGGAGAAUGUAGUGAAGCUCCUGGGGGAGCAGUACUACCGAGAUGCCAUGGAGCAGUGCCACAAUUACAAUGCUCGCCUGUGUGCUGAACGGAGCGUGCGCCUGCCCUUCUUGGACUCCCAGACUGGAGUGGCCCAGAGCAACUGUUACAUUUGGAUGGAGAAGCGACACCGGGGGCCAGGGCUGGCCUCAGGGCAAUUGUACUCUUAUCCUGCCCGGCGUUGGCGGAAAAAGCGCCGAGCCCACCCUCCUGAAGACCCGCGACUCACCUUCCCGUCCAUCAAGCCAGAUACAGACCAGACCCUGAAGAAGGAAGGACUGAUCUCCCAGGAUGGAAGCAGCUUGGAGGCCCUGCUGCGCACCGACCCCCUUGAGAAGCGGGGCGCCCCCAACCCCCAGGCGGAUGACGACAGCCUGGGAGAGUUCCCGGUUACUAACAGCCGAGCAAGGAAGCGGAUCCUGGAGCCUGAGGACUUUCUGGACGAUCUGGACGACGAGGACUAUGAAGAAGACACGCCCAAGCGCCGGGGCAAGGGCAAAGCCAAGGGCAAAGGCGUGAGCAACGCCCGUAAGAAGCUGGACGCCGCCAUCCUGGAGGAUCGGGACAAACCCUACGCGUGUGACAUCUGUGGGAAGCGUUACAAGAACCGUCCGGGCCUCAGUUACCACUACGCGCACUCCCACCUGGCAGAGGAGGAGGGCGAAGACAAGGAGGACUCUCAGCCUCCCACCCCUGUGUCCCAGAGGUCUGAGGAGCAGAAAUCCAAGAAGGGCCCUGAUGGUCUGGCCCUACCCAACAACUACUGUGACUUCUGUCUGGGAGACUCCAAGAUCAACAAGAAGACAGGCCAGCCUGAGGAGCUGGUGUCAUGCUCCGACUGUGGCCGCUCAGGGCACCCAUCCUGCCUCCAGUUCACCCCCGUCAUGAUGGCUGCUGUGAAGACCUACCGCUGGCAGUGCAUCGAGUGUAAAUGCUGCAACAUCUGCGGCACCUCGGAGAAUGACGACCAGCUGCUCUUCUGUGAUGACUGUGAUCGUGGCUACCAUAUGUACUGUCUCACGCCCUCGAUGUCGGAACCACCUGAAGGGAGCUGGAGCUGCCAUCUGUGUCUGGACCUGCUGAAGGAGAAGGCUUCCAUCUACCAGAACCAGCACUCUUCUUGAUGUGGCCAGGAGCCCGGGCACCCCCAUCCCCUCCCACAUCCGGGGCUGUCUUUGGAACCUCUCUCUUGUUUUCCAGUGUCUCCUCUCCCGUCCUCCCCUUUGGCGGGCCCGGGGCGGGUAGUGCCAGGUUGGGGCAGCGGGCAGGCUGAACUGGCAGCUGACGCUGUGGAUCCCUCCGUCUGGCCCCAGCCCCUCCUGAAGGUGCCCCUGGGAAGAAACAGGCCCUGGCUUCUCCUUGCUCCUUUUCUCUCCAUAAAGUGCAUUCACUCUGCCUGCCUUGGGCCCAGGCCCUGGUUCUCACAGGGUUCAGCUAUGCCCUCCACGCCGGAGCAGGAGGGCAGCUCACUUCUUUCCCAGCUCUGCCUACUCUGCCCCUAGGGUUUGCCUUCCCUCCUUUUGGAGGGCAUCCAGGAGGGGCUGCAUGAGCUGGGCAAGUCUGGGGGACUCUCUGGCUCCCCCCGCCUCUCCACUUUGCCCCCUUCUGCCCCUGCAGGGAGGCUCUCCGUGGCGCUCUGUGCCUGCUGCCAGAAGGCGCCUGGGGCAGGGCGUGACGCACUGGGGCACCCUGGCCCCUUGGUGCUGCCGCAGCUGCAGCCUGACUCCUCCCUCCCAGCUCAUCUUCCAUAGCCCUCUUUAGUGGCGAAAGUGAUUCUCUACCUUGUGCGUCCGCUCUCUUUCCUCAGUUCCCCUUCUCCUUGUUCUUCUUUUGUUUUGUGGGGAGAAGGGAAGCAUCAGGGGGCCAUCCAAGCAGUGUGGGGGCCAGAGGGAGAAGUUGGAUAAUGUGCCUGUUUUUUAACUCUACUUCAAGCCUACCUCCAAAAUCCCCUUUCUGUUCCUCCUCCUUACCUGGGCCUUCAGCCUUCUGCCCUCAAUGGAAUUGGGAGCCCCCAGGCCCCCACCCCAUGCACCCAAGCUCCUAAGUCACAGGAGGGCCCCUUGGCCAUCCCUUCCUCUCCUCGCACGCUUACUAGCAGCUGGGAAGGCCUCGAUGCCCCUGGCUCCUCAGGCUUCUGCCGGGCGAGACUGGUGGCGGUAUGGGAGGGACGCAGUAUGUGGCAGUGCCCCUGGGGAGCCCUUUCUGCUUGGCCUUGAGGCUGGGCCUCUCUCCCACUGUCACUUUGGAGUUGAGGUGUUUUUUUUAAGUUCCUGUACUCCAGACAUUAGUACAAUAAACAUUUUUACAUGGA